Messenger RNA from Porites evermanni, 2688 nucleotides. NCBI's taxonomy places the organism in Eukaryota, Metazoa, Cnidaria, Anthozoa, Scleractinia, Poritidae. The record is from the annotation of a GenBank genome assembly.
GCAGCGUUCCCGAAAGCCAACCUUUAUCGGGACUUAAAGAACCAAACUGCCUUUGGGAAUUUUCAACUAGACCAACACAAGAAGUUAGUAGGAACUAAGAUCGCCUCUUCCCUUGUUUCAGACAUAAUUGACUGCACGUUCAACUGUGUAAGUGAGACCCUGUGCAAAUCGUUUAACAUCGCGGCCAGUCCUGACUCUGAAAAUCUUUAUUUGUGCGAAUUGCUAGACAUCGACAAACAUAGAGUUUCCAUAGAUGAUCUUCAAGUGAACUUCGCUUUUAAUCAUUACAGCCCUUGGGUAAGUUGAAUGUUUUUUGUUUUUCUUAUAUCCUAUAUUGUAAAGUUGAGUAACUCAAACCUGCAAAUGAACGUGUAAACAAUGAUGGCUUCUAGAAUGAAGAAGUUGAAAGAGACCCAUUACAAAUACUUUUAGUAAUUUAGGAUCUAAAUAUGUCAGCAAUUCUGAUGAUGAAAUUUGCGUCCUGUUAUUCCUUUGUCCCUAUUUAUUGUAAAGAAACUUGCUUAAUUUCACAUUGUUUUAUUGGUUUGACUAAAUUCUCUACUCGCGGUUCCUUAAUUAAAUAGUAAUGAUGAUAAUUUUUUCAGAGACUUUACCAUGCAAAUUAACCCACUGAAAAUCGCAGCUUUACUCAAAUCCAGUGGCGCCACUAUUAAAAAAGCGACGCAGUAGAGCCCCGAAAAAAAAAAAACGCAGUAAAUACAAGAAGGCAGUGGUGGAACGCUUCACCUUAAAAAUAAGCGGUCUCAACCUUUAUGAUCAAUGUUUUUCCAUCAAGUGUGUGGCCACAUACAACCAACCAAUUCUAAACUAGUACUGGUGAAGAAGGCCUAAUGUUCGGAAAGUUGAGAAAGAUGUUUAUCCAGUCAGUGACAUAGGUUCGAUUCCUAUUGGGAGAACUCGGAUUUUUCACCUCUUCCGACACAGCCAUCUUGUCAUUCAUGUCAGAUUCACCAGGCUUAAAACUCACCAUCACUUUUCUAUCAUUGCUCGAAAAAUUGUAUUGUUUAUUUAACAACUGCACUCAGGUGAUAAAACCAAAACUUACAUGUGCAAAAGUUAAUAGGGUGUAGUCGCUAACUUUGUUUUUACUUCGUUUACCCAUAGUAUCCGUGCGAGCCAGGAUUAGUUGGAUUUAACUGCGAUCGUCAAGGUAAAGCAUCGGAGAUCGGAGAAUUCUCCGUCUACUACGCAUAAUACUCCGGCUAAAUUUCAAUGAAGUUAUGGCCAUUUCUACUACCGUCCUGUUAACCAUUUUUGUAUUUUUGUUCGAUUGUAUAUGUUAGUAUUAGUUCAUUUGUAUCAGUUAUGUAUGGUUACGAACUGUGAUUAACGAUUAAAGAUUAAAGAUUAAUGCCGAUUCCUCGUCUAAAUCCACAGCUUUCAGUUAAAACUAACAACACCAUUGAAAUACAUAUUGACAUAUAAUAAACAGAUUGAGCACGGGAUAAAAGCGAAUCAAGCCUCCGUUUACACACUUAAAAAAGGUACGGUUGAGCUACCCAUGGGCAAAUGGCUGUUGCCCACGGGGAGACUAAAUUUCGCGUGCGACUGUUUUUCUCUAGGUGAAAUUGCCAGAAGUAUCCAUGAAAACUUCCGAGGUAAGUUCUUAUCGGCUCAAGCAAUCACGAGAAAGUGAAAUGUAUUUGAAAAGUAAAAGUAAUAAUUCCAACUAAUAAUUCCAAACACUGGAUUCUGGAUUCUUUGUCAAUGGAACUUGGAUUCCGGAUUCCAAAUUCGGAGAUUCCGGAUUCCACAAGCAAAAUUUUUCCCGUAUUUCGGAAUCCAGAUUCCCUUACAUGGAGCGAAUGUUUCCUGUGGUGUAGGUAUUAUCGUUAAGUUUUGAGAGACAACUGUAUACGAUUGGCCAUUGGCAGACUUACUGUAUAUGGUGAUUAUUGAUUGUUUAAUCGUUUAUUUGUUUGGUUGUUGUUGUUGCUGUUUUCACACUUUCUGUUCUAGGAUAAAACCCGCUAAUCAAUAUGCUCAGGACUUAACGCAAAGCUAAUUGCCCUAUUAUGUAUUUCUCUUUCCCAUUUAGGUGAAACCUGCAGCGAAAUAAAAUCUCGUAGCACUCAAGCCCUAAGUGGUUCUUACGUCAUUGAUCUCGACGGCGAAGGAGGAUACAAUUCCUUCAGCGUCUACUGUGACAUGAUAGACAAGAAUGGCGUUGGUGUGACUAUACUUAGUCACGACAGUGAAGAUAGAACUCUGGUAGAUGGUUUCGAGGAAAAGGGAAGUUAUGUGCGAAAUGUUUAUUACAUCGGGGUAGGAGUGAGCAGGGUCGCGCAAAUAUCUGGCAUUCCGAUGGUCUCUGCAUAUUGCGAGCAGUUUAUCAAAUACGAGUGUAAAGGCAGUCUGCUUUUCCGCUCUGCACCAGCAGGCUGGUGGGUAUCACGUGACAGCAUUCAGAUGUUGUAUUGGGGUGGAGCCUCUCCAGAUGAUUUCAGAAAGUGCGCAUGCGGGGUUGCAACCCCAAACACAUGUGUAGAUACCUCAUAUAGCUGCAACUGUGAUGCAAAUAUUGGCAGUUACUGGCAUGAGGAUAGUGGGAAUCUCACUAACAAAAAUCAUCUCCCUGUGAUACAAUUAAGGUUUGGGGAUACCGGAGACGGUGAUGAGGCUGGCUAUCAUACGCUUGGGAAACUAAGGUGUUAUGGAAUGGCUUAG